Molecule: messenger RNA, 1443 nt
Organism: Pichia membranifaciens NRRL Y-2026
Lineage: Eukaryota; Fungi; Ascomycota; Pichiomycetes; Pichiales; Pichiaceae
Exons: 1
Coding region: 1-1443 (480 amino acids)
Source: RefSeq, a predicted model, not a curated record
AUGUACGAGACGGCGGCGGUCCGAAUACUCUUUGUGGCGGACAUCAGAGGCAACCUGUCGCAUUUGAACACGCUGGCCAGGACACACAGCCCCGACGUGAUCAUCCACACGGGGAACUUCGGGUUCUUGGACAACGAGAGCGUGUCGAGAAUCCACGAGUCGUACCUCCGGCACAUUGUGGAGUUCUCGCCGUUGCUCCCGCAGCACUUGAUACUGAAGAUCUCGCAGCUGUCGAAGGUGUCGGGCGACUCUGUGCACCACCUGUCGAACGACAACGUGAACUUGAAGACGCUGUUGCUGGACCAGAACAUUUCGGAGCUCCCGCGGUUCCUGUCGGGCGAGCUGGCGCUCGAGGUGCCGGUGUACACGAUCUACGGCAUGUGCGAAGACUCGUACGUGAUCAACAAGUUCCGCUACGGCGCCUACACGGUCCCAAACCUCCACAUCAUCGACGACUGCUCGCUGCACCUCAUCAAGUUCAAGAACAACACGCAGUCGCUGCUCCUCUGCGGCAUCGGCGGCUCGCUCUCCUACCACAAGCUCUUCCACCAGGGCACGACGCACAACUUCAGCGACAUCGUGGGCCCGGCUGCCGCUGGCGCCGGCGGGGCGCCGCCGCUGCCGCCGCCACGGGACGUCAUACCCAUCUCGGGCGACCCGGGCAACAUCUGGAUCACUGUCCUGCAGUUGGGCAAGCUCAUCCAGUCGCUCCUCAAGUUCUCCGAGCAGAACGCGGACGAGUACAACCGGGCCGUCAAGUUCUUCAUCACCCACCAGUCGCCGACACGGGAGCCCCUCUUGGAGCACCUAGCCAUCUUCUUCAAGAUGGACUACACCAUCUCCAACUCGCUCCACUUCAAGUACAUCUCCUCCUACAACGCGUUGACCGUCAACCCCUCCUUCGAGACGUUCAAGCUCAAGUUCGCAGACUCCAGAAUGAAGCUCGCCAGAAUAUGGGCUCGUGUCCAGAAGAAGUACGAGCGUCUCCUUGCGCAGCUUCCAAACCACCAGCUUGCCGCCUACGUCGAUCUUGCCUUGACCGUUUACGACAAGAUCCCGAUCUCCACAAAGUCCGCCAACCCUCCUUCCUUGUCCUCGACCUCCUCUGCUGCCGCCACCGCUAACGCCAGUAACAGCGCAGCCUCCCUCACUUCCCCCGCAGAUGACAUUCCCUCGCUCGCUCUUUCGUCGUCCCUGCUACAGUCUUUGCAAGCUUCUGAGAUCCAAGACGUACACGACAUGCUGAGUAAACACGAGGUGAACUUAGUAAUAAGACACCUAAACGACCUCUACUACGUGGCCUUCCAACAUUCCUGGCACUACAAUAUCUGCGACGUCUCUCACGGCCAGCUGAUCUUGAACUACGACGACGGCAAGAUUAGCAUGCAGGCGUCCUCCGAAGGCUUCGAUUUCAAGUACCGUUCGCAGAGCGACCCCGUCUAG